Molecule: messenger RNA, 7158 nt
Organism: Varroa destructor (honeybee mite)
Lineage: Eukaryota; Metazoa; Arthropoda; Arachnida; Mesostigmata; Varroidae
Product: membrane-associated tyrosine- and threonine-specific cdc2-inhibitory kinase-like
Biological process (GO): negative regulation of G2/MI transition of meiotic cell cycle; meiotic cell cycle; protein phosphorylation
Cellular component (GO): cytoplasm; nucleus
Molecular function (GO): ATP binding; protein kinase activity
Source: RefSeq, a predicted model, not a curated record
CUUAAAUUCGUUUGAGAAAUGGACAAAUAUUCGCUAACGAAGAGACGACUUUCUGCGCCGGUGACAGUUCACAGUCCGAAAAAGUUAUUGAAUGGAAUUGUAUUCAGGCGUGCAUAACUGCUACAUCGGGUGAUUCAAAGUACAUCAAAUAUAUCCGGACAAUCGCAUAGAAAUUAUAUAUCAACUUAUUUUGAAUGCGAAUCGCGCCUGUAUCUUGACUGCGAAGACAAAGAACAGGUGGAAUUGAUGACUGUAGCGUACUUAUCAUAAAGCGCCGCAAUUAUCUCCAACCACUCUGUGUUGAUUGUUCGGAUGUAAAUAUAAUGUUGUAAAAACGAUUCAUUCAAUUGCAUUACUUUGGCGCGCUUCGCUUUAAGGAGUAGCUGUUGCAUAGUACAUGAGGUUACACGAUUGAAUGUUGUGCUCUCUAUUACAGUUCCCAGUAUUCAAUCAGUAAUGUUAAACCGUCCUUAAAAACAGGUAUCUUUCAACUAUAUUAAGAACAUUUGUUUUACAAUUAAGAUGCCAUAUUUCGUGUCUAUUAUUUGCCCUUUACCGAAGUGACUACAACUUCGUUCUGUGCUAAGGGACAGUCGUUUCAAGCAAUGCUUAAAGACAAUGCAGGAAGUGAAAUUCGAAGCACUAAGUAUAAAGUAAGUACCGCAGUGUCGUGCGUUUUUUACCUGUCUAACUGUACAACUUAGCCCAUAUUGACAAUCCUCAACUAUACUGUGUCGGUUUACAUAUUGGUUUGUCAAUGUUUCGAAGUACAUCGAGCGUCAGAGGUGUCUUUAACGAGCAUCUACGAUCACGUAUCGGCCUCCAACUGUAUCGAUAAUAUAGCCCUUAUCUAUGUACUCUUCAUAAAUAUCCGUUUAACAAACGCGAGUAUGUCUGUGUAUAGUUGAAUAAAUAAAUAUAAAAUAGUAUGAAGUGUGGGUGUAGUGUAACAAAUAAUGGGCAUUGACCCUACCGGAAUGCCCCUGACUGCCUUAACAGCCAGUGCAUGCCGACAAUCUCCUACCGCCGGUAUCUAUUAAUCAAUAAGCACCGAACUUAGUCAUUACAUAUAUAUAUAUAUAUAUAUAUGUAAUGGCUAACUAAAAAGCAGUCUCCACGAGGGGAGCGUGCCAAAAAUUGCGGUCUAGAAUCAAGUUGUGAGGAAGUAAUAAUGGUGCCGAAAUACCUUAUAGGUUGUGUAGGCGGUACUGUGUUAAUAGAAUUGGCCUAAUAAGUCAAUUCUCUGGUACGAAUUAAUUUUUGGCCAGUAGCAGCAACGUUUCAAUAAACGAUUUUCCAGUAAGUUAGGCAAGUGUGUGAGAUCUGCCAAAUAGUUCUUGUUAAGUAUCAAAGCAGUUCGGUCCGUAACAAAACACCACAAGCCGCCAAAGUAUAUACCGAGUCGUGACUUGUAAUUGACAAAUAUACUUUGGCAUAUAUUAAUCAUAUUUUUAUUUACAUUUUUUAUAUAUUUUUGUAGGAGUGCAAAUCAUUUUUCCUAUUUGUGUUUACCUUACGGAAUACUACUUGAGCAUUGCGAGGCGCACGCAUUUUGCUAUGAACCUGAAGAUGUGUGUGCUGAACUAGUUUUUUUCAGAGGAAAUUCUUUCACCUCGAUGCUGGUACCGAAUGUUCUAACGUCAUCUUUUUAGCACACAGUGACGCAGGCAGGCAGUCACAGAUUAAUAAGGGCGCAUUUUGCUGAUAGGCAAACUUACCUUUCACAUUUCGCCUCUGUGAUGACAAGGACGGCGUGUCGGCUCUUUGAGCUACUAAAGAUUGUACAGGGUAUUUGCAUCGACCUACUGUGUAUGUGUUUGUUUAUGUCACUCUUUUACGUCUUCCGCUGUAAGCUAUGCGUGGCACAAGCCCUCAACGUCUGCCUUAUCUCUUAGGAGGAGCAGGGACCCCGCCUUUCGGCAUGCAGAGGGGUUCAUUGUCAAGAGUACCGGAUAAAAGGGAAAACCGACUGGAGGCACUCGAAAGAGUUACGUUCUCUGGGGAGUCACGGAGGGUUGAGAGCCCCUAUUAUAAUCCCGACGCCGCAGGCAAAGCAAGGGAACCGUUUUUUCCAAGCGUUUUCCACCAGAUCUGCAAGCUGGGACAAGGUAGCUUCGGAGAAGUAUACAAGGUCCGUUCAAGAGAAGAUGGGCACUUGUACGCAGUAAAGCGCAUAGGACAGGAAUUCACUAAUGAGCACGUUCGGCGCACUGUUACGCGUGAAGUUCAAAUAAUGGAAAGGAUACCCCCUCACCCAAACAUUGUUGGCUUAAAAUACGCUUGGCAGGAAAACCGCGUGCUUUAUAUUCAAACAGAGCUAUGCGCGAUGGAUCUUAUGACGCAUUUGAAACAUCUCACUGAUGGGGAUCCCAAUGAUUAUCCAGAUCCAAGACCCACAGCGCCGGAGAAAGUGCCCGAGAGCCUUUGUUGGGCGGUAUUAGUUGAUUUACUUCAGGCUGCGGAAUAUUUGCAUAAAUUGAGGCUAAUUCAUCUGGACAUCAAGCCGGAUAACACGUUCCUCGGUUUACGAGACGGUUGUUUUAAACUCGGCGAUUUCGGUGUAGCAAAGGAUGCAGAUGAACCGGGUUUAAUGGACGAUGAAGGUGAUGGUCGAUAUUUAGCUCCAGAGGCGCUUAACGGAGUAAUUACCGAACUAGCUGAUGUCUUUGCGAUUGGAUGUACAGUUGCACAGAUGGCAUUAGGUCUCAUCCGUCCGAAGCACAGAAACUACGGAGACAACUGGUUAGAGCUCAAGACAGAGCCAAACAGUUGGACCGCAAACGAGUCGCUCGCACGUGACAUACGAAUCUAUUGCCUGCUUGGUAAUCAUAUUUUUACAGUGAAAAGCCAGGAUCUCUGGGGGGUUUUGAAAUUGAUGUUGGCCGAGGAUCGAGUACGGCCAUCUGCGGCAGCUCUCCUUGAGAGUCCGAUCGUGCAUCAGCAUAGGCAAGCGCGACAACAACAGUUAGCGCGGGACCGAGUCAUAUCACGUGUUCGAGGAAUAGUUUCAAAUGUCGUCCAAAUGUUGAGUAGUUUCCUACCCGUGGACGUUGUAUCAAAGGUGCGGGCUGUUUUACCAAGACAACAGCAAGAGCACGCACAACCUCAGCAACAAGCACCGUCCAGGAGAUCGCUGUUCCCACCUGCUCCAGUUACACCACGGGCAAGCAUACGAGAUCCUCGUAGCGCACGAAGAAGCUCUGACCCUUUACGCAACAAAGGGUUUGGAGUGCGCGAAACGCCAGAUUCGGAUGAUGAAAGUAGUGCGGCUCCAAUCAACCUUUCCGGGGCUUUCGCUGAUGAAGCAUGAAGUCAUUCUGAUCAAGAGUGCAAAGGUUAUGCGACGGCGGGCUGACUGAGCUCACCACCAGGACUGAGCAAUCUCAGAUAAGACUGAGUGGCAUCACAAAUCGUUUCUUAUACUUUGUAUCUAGCUUUCCACUUUGUCACGUGUAGCUCGACCUCAUUUACACUCGCAGAGUGGAACAAUUCUUACUACGCAGAAAGGUUAUUAUUGACAGGUUAAAGGUUUAUGACUGAAAGGAUGUAAGAUAUUUCGACAACGGCAUACUGAGGUCUAUAUUGGGGUCUUGCAUACGCCUUAAUACAGGUCUUGUAGAAGACUGUCAACAUCUGGUUUAGGUCCUAACAGACCUCAAUAAUGGACUCUCAAGCUUCCAAGAGGACUUGAUACCUCGUAAGUUCUCGUAAGGUACCGUACGAAUCCAUCAAGCGUCACAUGCUCCGUAUGAAAAUUAAUUGCUGUUAAAGUAAAAUAUCAAUGAACGAAACAUUAAACCGGGUGUAUCCUGGGAUGAUGGUUGACAUCGAUAAAUCGACUUGUUUUAUAACACACACGACGCUAUUAUCUGUUUGAGGUCUGACACCUACUGUUUCUUUUAAUACGUCUUAAAACGUAUCGUUAUUUCAUACGAUUCGAAUAAGAGCAGUUUGACUUUGUUCGCAGUUGCGAAUAGCGCCAUGUCGUCCUCAACAUUUAAAACACAUUGUGAUUUGAUACAGAAACUAUCAUAACUGAAGUGGUUUCUGUCUUUUCUCUAUAUUGGUCUGUUCGUUUUAGGUGAUACUAAUGUGGAGCUGACUCUAGGCAGAACUCCAAAACUUAAAAGGCCAUUAAAUCCUUUCGUUGGUUCAUGUCCAGAUUGUGCAUCUAGCAAGAAAUCGAGCUCAAGUACUUUUGGCAGGAAUUUAAGAGGGAAGGAACCAGAUGUCGUAAUCAACUUUAAUUUGAAACAGUAAAAUUAAAAAACCGUUGUUUAAGGCGCAUAUUCACGUACGUUUAUCGAUUAACAUUUAUUGUGUGAUUGCGUAGUGUAGAGAAGGAUGUAAUUUAGAUAUUUACCUAUAUAUCAAAUAGAAGCUAAAACAAUAGGCUGGGCCCAGCUAAUAUUGUAUAAUUAACCAAAGCAUUGCGGUAAUUAAUAAUAGUAAAAAUAAUAAGCAAAUUCUAGAAUGGAUCAGCAAAUACAGUCAUAUUAAAGGCGGCAUUUGUCAACGCUAACCUCACAGGAUGAGAAGAGAAGCACUGCUUGUGAAAAGUCGAUGAUCUUAUGGGGUUCUCCUGCCUUUAAAAGCAAAACUUCCAUAUGACGCGCUGUGAUUCUAAUAUAUUGAAUGCAUGUAUGUAUGGGUAUAUAAGAAAAAAUAGGUAUUACCAUGUGGUCCGAAGAGAUGCAAAAACAGCUGUACAUUUUACAACUCCCGGUCGGAUAGAUAGGUAUACGUGAAUACGUAUGAUCAUAUGUGUGAGUCAUGUUCGGUCAGUUACCAUACUCGUAACGUUGACAUAACCUUUAUUUAUUGGUUUAGGUAAAGUGUCACAUGCUUUGUAGGGCCACUAUACGUAGUGACGAGUAUGAUGUUCUUGCAAAAUGUUUUUGACAGAUUUACACCUAUGCUGUCCUCCUACAUGUAGGUGUAUGGGCUAAUUUACAACAUAACAAAUACGAUGAACCUAAGAAACAAUUGUAUGUCACAUAUAUGCUCUAUAUGAAUCGAACCAGUUGACUUGGUAGGUAAUACCAGUGGGUACCUACCCUCCUCCACAUUUGCGCCCUCGCUUCGAAAGUUUAUCUCCGCUAAAUCGCAGGGUGACAACUGGCUGUACCUAGUAUUCGCCGCCCAGGAAAUACGCCAGUAUAGCAGUACUUGUACCGUUUAUCGUCGUGCAGAUUCAUAAUUGGAACGUCGGUCCCUGUGUAUCCGCGUGUUGCCAUGUAUUGUUUCGAAAGCAAACACUUCGAUUGAUACACGGUUGAGUAUGUAUGUUUGAAGCGGUAAUAAGCGCAUCCUUCUCCGGUCUGGAGAGAAGUGUGCUAUGCCUGCAAAUAUUCUCGAUUUUAGUUGUAACGGUCAAAAUAGUUGUUUCGUUGUUUCUCAUGAAAGAAGUCAUUUUGUUGGCUGUAGCGUACAAGGUGCAAAACUCGUAUCAACUACGAUUGCGGUCAUAAGUAGCGUGCGAGCAUAGACAGACUUCGUUUCGUGAUGGGAGCCAGCCGUCUGAUAAAAUGUCUAACGGCGAUGCCCAAUGUAAAAUUCGAAACAUAGAGGUGAUGAGCGGCCGCCACAUGGACUGGACGUUGCUAACUAACUUCAAAGCUGUAUCCAUUAUAGUGAGGCUUUAAUUCUGUUGUAUAACAGCAUAUUGCUUCUCUAUCAUGUCAUCUUUAGUUCGAUCGAAUUCUCUGCAGGUGAGUUUUGUACGUUUCCCCCUGUAGUUGAAUGUCCAUGAUACCCACAGAUUUUAGAAAAACAAGUGGUUUCGAAACGCCGUUUUGCUUGUGCAUAGUGGUUCGUAACGUCUAGACAGUUAAUCAGCAGACGGAACAAAUAUGUUCCUCUGAGAGCUGGUGAGGCUAAUGUUUUGAGAAGAAGGGCACAGAGAAAUCGACGCAAAGGUUUGUUCGCCGUUCAACCUACCGAGGAUACGGAAACACGGCAAGGUCGACCGCGCUGUCUGUGCAGAUGUAACAUCUAUUGUGAUGCCCAAGUAAAAGUAAAAUGCUCGUAUAUAUUAACAGUGAGAAAUUUUUCUAUAUUUAGUUUUCUCUAACCCGUCAAGUAUGGUUCCUGAAUCAAAUUUGCACAGAGUUUCUGACACCUGUAUAUUGUAGUUCUGUUGGUAUCGUAUGAAGUUAGGCAGGUCAUUGUGUGGUGAUCAAAAGGUCGACCGCAUUAUACGUCCUCGGGAAAGACUUCAAUGCGGUUUCUUACGAGGUCCACUGUGCUCCGGAUGCGUUAAAACCCCGUUUAAUUUUGUUCUUCCGAUAUAGCAUGGACGAGCGUAAUGAGUAAGAGUGAUGAACUGGCAGGUUAUAGAACGCUCGAAUAUAUCAAGUUUGCGGUGACAAACGUUAAAUAAUCACAAAUGACGUGUUUCGCAGGAAAGCCUUUGAUUACUAAAAUGAUAGGUUUUUUUAAGUUGUUCUGCGUGUUCCACUUCAUACUCUUGAGAAAUGUCGAUGUGUUUCUAUGGGUAUAAGUUCAGCCUAGAUAAGAUGAUCACCAGGUAAAAGAUUAUGUAGCAAUUAUUUCCUUUUCGAGUUUUUGAUCAUUUUGAAAUUGAGAAUCGACGCAAUGUUACUAGGGCAAACGAAACUGCAUAUGAUUUCAGUAAAACAUGACGGAUCGCUUAAAGUCGAAGCGCCACUUUAUUGCAAAGAUGACCUGAUGGAUGAAUGAAUUGAGUGGCAAAUACAGUCACAUCGUAUUCGCCUAUUUCACCUAUUUCAUUUUACUUGAAAGGUCUUUCAAAGGUUCAAGAUUCAGAGAUCCUUUGUUCUUGAUGGUAUAAUGUAGCUAUGAAAUCCGACCAUUGUCCGUACGUAGAAUUGCACUGUACAAGUGAAUUGAAAUAGCGCAAACAGUUUUGGCUUAGAAAACCUUGAUUUACUGAUACAUUUGUUAAGUAUAUACAUGAAAAUUAGCUCAUCCAAAUUAGCGACGCUCCGGAUUUAGCAUCGAGAAAUCAUUUUUUGGUGACUUAACUACCGCUGCAGCAGCGAAUAAGGACCGGUGUUAACUGUAUGAAAAAUAUGUAUUGAAAAAUUGAGAGCAUAUCGGCAAAGUUAAUGGAAUAUAUUACUGUUAUGGAGUAAUCUAAUAAUAUUAAUAAUAAAUAAAGAUAAUAAAAACUGA